AUCUGAACUCUUCAUUUUCUCUAUCUCCAAACUCAACUGCUUCGUCUCCUAGAUCUGCAAUGGAUUCGUACGAUUUGCGCUUCGAAUCCAUUAUCCCGGAGACACAAUUUGAGGAUAUUGGAAUUGAUGAUGGGGAUUUCAUCUCUGACAAGGUGGAGGACGAGGUCAUCGUCAUCGCCAGCGACGACGAUAUGGCCGAUGUUGCCCCGGUCAGAGAGAGGAAGGACGUUGUCCUUCUUGAAUCUCAGAAAGACACUGUUUUUCUUCUUGGGAGGGAGGAGCCUAACUUCGUUGUUCUAGACGGUGAUAUUGAUGAUGCUGAUUGGUGCGAAAAAAUAGACUUAGGCUUAUGGAUGGCAGCUGCAAGUGAUCUUAUAGUAGUCCUCCGCCUCAGGGGAGUGUCUGUUAUAGCCUUUACAUCCAUGACAGCCCUUUUUCUGCCACUUUUUCCUGCCAUUCUAUUUCUGACAUCAAUGGCAAUGCCCAGCUCUAAUUGUUUCUUUGCAAUGGCCCAUAUGCUACUGACUGUUCUUGUAGACACUUUACAUUGUGCUGCAAGGCCGCCUGGACAUCGGGAUGAAAAAAGGAAGAGGAAUAAAGCUGAAUGUGAAAGGAUUGUUGAAAAGAUUAGGAAGACAAAGAUGGAGAAGAAAGGGGAGUAGUGCUGGGUGUUACUGUAAUAAUCUUGGGGAGGGGGU
Messenger RNA from Cuscuta campestris, 698 nucleotides. The record is from the annotation of a GenBank genome assembly. Lineage: Eukaryota; Viridiplantae; Streptophyta; Magnoliopsida; Solanales; Convolvulaceae.